AUGGAUUUUGUUGCUGGAGCCAUUGGAGGUGUCUGUGGUGUUGCUGUGGGCUACCCCCUGGACACAGUGAAGGUUAGGAUACAGACGGAGCCAAAGUACACAGGGAUCUGGCACUGCGUCCGAGACACAUACCACCGAGAGCGGGUGCUGGGCUUCUACAGGGGCCUCUCGCUGCCUGUGUGCACCGUGUCCCUGGUCUCAUCCGUGUCUUUCGGCACCUACCGCCACUGCCUUUCGCACAUCUGCAGGCUUCGGUAUGGGAGUGCUGAUGCCAAGCCCGCCAAGGCCGACAUCACGGUCUCAGGAUGUGCCUCUGGCCUCGUUCGUGUGUUCCUGACCUCUCCCACUGAGGUUGCCAAGGUCCGCCUGCAGACGCAGACACAGCAGCGGCGUCUCUCAGCUUCCUGGUCCUCAACUGCACCCAUGUGUCCCGUGUCCCCUGCACCUGUAUGCCCAGUGCCUGGGCCCAAGUACCGUGGGCCACUGCACUGCCUGACCACGGUGGCUCGUGAGGAGGGCCUUCGGGGCCUCUACAAAGGCAGCUCGGCCCUUCUCUUCCGAGAUGGCCACUCCUUCGCCACCUACUUCCUGUCCUAUGCCAUCCUCUGUGAGUGGCUCACCCCCGCUGGCCACAGCCAACCAGAUGUCUUGGGGGUGCUGGUGGCCGGUGGCUGUGCAGGGGUAUUGGCCUGGGCUGUGGCCACCCCCAUGGACGUGAUCAAGUCGCGCCUGCAGGCAGACGGACGGGGCCAGCGGCGGUACCGGGGCCUCCUACACUGUGUGGUGACCAGUGUGCGGGAGGAGGGGCCCCGGGUCCUCUUCAAAGGGCUGGUUCUGAACUGCUGUCGCGCCUUCCCUGUCAACAUGGUGGUCUUUGUCACCUACGAGGCCGUGCUGAGGCUGGCCCGCGGCCUGUUCUCAUAG
Molecule: messenger RNA, 924 nt
Organism: Orycteropus afer afer
Lineage: Eukaryota; Metazoa; Chordata; Mammalia; Tubulidentata; Orycteropodidae
Gene: SLC25A47
Product: solute carrier family 25 member 47
Exons: 6
Coding region: 1-924 (307 amino acids)
Biological process (GO): transmembrane transport
Cellular component (GO): mitochondrion
Molecular function (GO): transmembrane transporter activity
Source: RefSeq, a predicted model, not a curated record